AUGCCUCAGAACGAGUAUAUGGAGCGCUGGAGAAAGCAGCAUGGUCGCCGUCUCGAUUACGAGGAACGAAAGCGCAAGAAGGAGGCGCGUGAGGGCCAUAAGGCGUCGAAGGAUGCGCAGAACCUGCGCGGUCUCAGGGCUAAGCUUCACGCGAAGAAGCGACACAACGAGAAGAUCCAGAUGCGCAAGCAGAUCAAGGCCCACGAGGAGCGCAACGUUAAGACGAACAACGAGAAGGAACCCAGCGAGCCCAUGCCUGCCUACCUGCUUGACCGAAACAACCCGAGCAAUGCCAAGGCAAUUUCUUCACAGAUCAAGAACAAGCGUGCUGAAAAGGCAGCGAGAUUUGCGGUCCCUCUGCCCAAGGUCCGCGGUAUCAGUGAGGAGGAGAUGUUCAAGGUCGUCAACACCGGCAAGAAGACGCAUAAGAAGUCAUGGAAGCGUAUGAUCACCAAGCCUACCUUUGUCGGCCAGAACUUCACAAGAGCGAAUCCUAAGGCCGAGCGCUUCAUCCGUCCCAGUGGUCUUCGUUACAAGAAGUGCAACUGCACGCAUCCUGAGCUUGGUGUUACCGUUCAGCUCCCCAUCUUGAGUGUGAAGAAGAACCCCAAUGCUCCGUUAUAUACUCAGUUGGGAGUUUUGACGAAGGGAACUAUCAUCGAAGUCAACGUGAGCGAGAUGGGUCUUACUACAGCAUCUGGUAAGGUUGCUUGGGGUCGUUACGCGCAGAUCACGAACGUGCCCGAAAAUGAGGGCUGCAUCAACGCCGUCUUGCUUGUUUAG
Molecule: messenger RNA, 783 nt
Organism: Colletotrichum truncatum
Lineage: Eukaryota; Fungi; Ascomycota; Sordariomycetes; Glomerellales; Glomerellaceae
Source: RefSeq, a predicted model, not a curated record